Monodelphis domestica (gray short-tailed opossum) is the source of this 8880-nucleotide messenger RNA. RefSeq names its product SHH signaling and ciliogenesis regulator SDCCAG8 (gene SDCCAG8). The record is from RefSeq and is a predicted model, not a curated record. Gene Ontology annotation, biological process: tube formation; establishment of cell polarity; neuron migration. Gene Ontology annotation, cellular component: centrosome; centriole. Lineage: Eukaryota; Metazoa; Chordata; Mammalia; Didelphimorphia; Didelphidae.
AUGGGGGUCGGUGGGUGGACAGCGCCCCCGCGAGCCAGGUGCGAUGAUGCAUGCGCCCCUCUUACUGAGACGUCUGGAAGCUGGGAGAAGGUCGGCCCGUUACCGCUGACUGGGGUUCUCCUGGAGCCCUCCCCACAUCUGGGGCGUCUGCGGGCCCGGGGUCACCGCAUGGCGAAGGCCCUGGGGGACCCUUCCCUGGAGGAGGCUUUAGGAGACACUGCCCUGGAGGAGGCUCUGGGGCACUAUCAACGGAGUCUCCGGGAACGAGCCAACAGAAGCAUUCACCAACUGAAAUGCGCCCUCCAGGAAAGCGAUAUCAUAGUUGGAGAGGAUGAAUUUGAACAAGAAGAGUCCUAUAGGGAAAGUGUAACUGAGGAGAGUGGGUCUACUUGGCAAGAAUUACAUCAUAGCCAUGCAGUUACUCAACUUAAAGCCUUGUUAAAUCAGCAGAACAGCAAAGAAAAUGAAAUAUCCCAACCAAGAAGGAGAAAAAUUUUGCCUUCGAAAACAUCAGAAGAUGAGAAUAGCAGUUUUCCUGCCGUGUUUGAUCUUGUUCCCAUCAUUAAUGAUCAGUCGCAAUACAUUCAUCAUUUAGAGGCAGAAGUGAAGUUUUGUAAGGAAGAACUAUCUGGAAUGAAACAAAGAAUACAAAUGGUUGUGCUUGAAAAUGAAAAACUUCAGGAAGACUUGAAAUCCAGACAAUCAGAACAAAGAGUAGAGCAAAUCAUUAUGGAUUCCUCUGUAGGAGAUCGAAGCACCAGGAAGUGGGAGAAUAACCAUGAGGCAAGAGGCUGUGAGAUGACAUCACCGGAACCAGAGCCAGCAGGGUGGACCUCUUAUCGAUUUAGGGGAACAGAGUCUUUAUCACCAGACUUCGCACAAGCUGAACCCCGCUCAGGACCAGAGCCUCAGAAAAAAGACUUCUUGUCGCCAGGACCUCGUCCAGGAGUAGGGUCUCUGACACUAGACCCAACCAGAAGCCCAGCACAUGCUCUAUUUGCAGGAAAUCAUCUGAUUAAGCAUCAUCCCCUGCCACCUUGGGAUGAGGCACAUGAACUGGCGCUGAAUGGAAAUCCUCAAAAUUCUUGGGUUACACCAGUUGAUUUUAGAAAGUGUCAAGAUAGCAAGUUGAUUGUUACUCCAAAUGCUCUAGACCAAGUCAAAUCAACCACUUCUGACCUGGAAAAAUGGCAACUAGAACUUGAAAGGUUGAAACUUAUUUAUGAAGAAAAGAAUGAAGUGUUAGAAUCUCAAGUCAAUUCACUGAGAAAAGACUUGUGUGAGUCUCAGAAAAAUUGUGAAGAACUCAAAGGGAGACUAAGGCAUCUAGAAUCUCUUAAUUCAACUUCUAACCGCAUUGGUGGUCUUUGUUUAAAAUGUUCUCAACAUGAAGCUGUUCUCACUCAAACCCAUACCAGUACUCAUAUACAGACUAUUGAAAGAUUAACCAAGGAAAGAGAUGAUUUAAUGUCUGCACUAGUUGGACUAAGGAAGACUUUGUCAGAGAUGCAGCAAAUGGAAUCCAGUGCCUAUGAGCAAGUGAAACAGGCUGUGCUGAUGACAGAAGAAGCCAACUUUGAAAAAACCAAGAGUUUAAUUCAGUGUGAGCAGUUAAAGACUGAGCUGGAGAGACAGAAGAGUCGAUUUGAAAAAGAACUCGAAGUCCAGCAAGAGAAACGAUUCAGUGAAAAGGAAACGUUGAGGCAAGAGAUGAAAAAGGAACGGGAAGAUCUGGGAGCAACGAUGAUUGCAUUAUCUCAGAAUAUGGCCCAACUAGAAACUCAGAUGGAGAAAGUUACAAGGGAGAAGCUCUCAAUAGCUAGUCAAUUAGAAGCUGCUCAAAAACAACUUGCUUCUCAUGAUGUGGACCUCACAGAGGUGUGUGGAGAAAUGCGCUAUCAGUUGAAUCAAACCAAAAUGAAGAAGGAUGAGGCAGAAAAGGAGCACAGAGAAUACAGAACAAAAACUCUAAGGGAGCUUGAAUUUAAAGACCAGGAAAUAGAGAAACUGAAAUUAGAACUGAAUGAAAGCAAGCAGCGUAUGGAACAAGCACAGCAGGAUGGAGCCAGAGCCAGAGAUGAGUGCAUAAAACUGACAGAACUGCUGGGCCAAACUGAGCACCAACUGCACCUCACCAGGCUGGAAAAAGGAAGCAUUCAGCAGAGCUUUAGCAAUAACGCAAAGGCCCAAGCCCUUCAGGCCCAGCAAAGAGAGCAGGAGCUGACACAGAAGAUGCAGCAAAUGGAAGCCCAGCAUGAUAAAGCUGAAAAUGAACGCUAUUCAUUGCUGAGCUCCCAGAAUGCAUUUAUGGCCAAGUUGAAAGAAGAAUGCUGUAUGUUAGCUGAGAAACUGGAAGAAAUUACAGACAAAAGCAGGUGUGAAGUUUCCAAGCUUAAUCAGGAAAAUAAAUACAUGACAGACCGACUGGAAAAGCUGCAGAACCGAAAUAAAGAAUUAGAAGAUCAGUGUGUCCAACAUGGAAAAAUGCAUGAGAGAAUGAAGCUAAGGUUAAACCAGCUGGACCGGCACUGCGAAACCACUGCCCAACAACUGGUGCUACUUCUCAAGAAGCAGAACGAGCUUUUCAAGGAGAGGCAGAACCUGGCGGAGGAAGUUCAGAGCCUGAAAUCCCAGCUGCUCCGUGCGCCACAACCUAAUGGCAGACCUGGAUGAGGCAGAUAAACGCUGGCCAAGCUGUCUCCAGUCAUCCUUUUGUCUUCCCAGGCCAGGAUGCUUCGCGACGGGCCGCGGCGGACCUGGGCUCGUGCCGCUCCCUCCGGGCACACCGGCCGGAAUGGGGCUCUCUGGGUGCCCUUCCGCUUUCAGCCCUUGCGGAAAGCUCCUUUCAUGAUGAUCGCGUGUGCGCUUUUUAUGAUGAGUGUCAAAUUAAAUAAAUGGACCGUUUUUUUUAGCCUCUAAUUCUACUGUUACCUCUUUAACCUUAUGAUUAACAGCCCCCCCCCAACAGCCCCAUCUCCCAGCACAGCCCCCUUCUGUCGCCCAGCUUCUGCCGCUCGCCACCUCGAUCGCCCUGAUGCUCAGGCCUGGGUGCGAGACCUCGGGGAGGGAUCUGCACCAGGCACGGCACGGUGUCCUGGCCACAGGAUAGGAGUUUAAAAGACUCUCCAGCCCAUCCCACUCAUUUUCAGACGGGGCAGUUUGGGCCAAAGAGAUGAAGUGAUUUAGUCCAACAUUCAACAGAAGUAACUGAAGUUUAUGCUUCCGGACACUCAGCACUAACAUGUUCUGAAAUGAAAAAAAGUGUCCCUGUGGCAUAUGAAAAUGAUAGAAACACCGAUUUAGGGUUGAUGAUUAAUCCACCCCACCCCCCAUUUUAUGGAUAAGGAACUGAAGACGAGGAAGGGGAAGUGACUUACCCAAGGUGCCAGGGUUUAACCUCCUCUUCCAGCACUCUUUCUUGGACACCACAAGCCAAGGCUACCGCUGAAGCCCAUCAUUCCCUCUGGGGCUCUUCCGAUGCCCCUAAUCCUUGACCUGUGGUUUUUUAACUUUGCUUGUAAUGCAGUAUGCUUGUGUUUGGUCAAAAAUCAAUCCAGGUCAGGUCUGGAGGCUGGGCCUUGAGUAUAUCCAGAGAACGUUUUGAGUCUCUGCGUCUAAAAGAAUGUCAAAGUGGUUCUUCUAUUUGGGCUCAAACAUUUCAGGCUCCACCCUGAGGAAGCCCUCAGAGAUAGUCCUGCGGAACAGUUCAAUUAGCUCUAAUUUUGUCCUAACAGCACCCGUUUAAACAUCUUUUAUGAGGAUCUUUUAGGGCUUUUAAAAAUUUUGGUCUGGUGAAACCAUCAACUCCAGAGGUUCCAAGAAAGGUGUGGGAAUGCCUUUGGAUCGCACCGGAUACUGUGCAGUCUUCAAGCAUACUUGAAUAUGACUGACCCCGAAGGCAGCGCUUUUCUGUGGCCCGGGCACAAGGGCGGCCAGUUUACACAUUUCAGCAUCUGAGAUAGAACCAGAAACUAGCCAGGCGGAAGGUUAUAGGCCCCGAGAGGCCCCCAGAAGGGCUCUCCACGGGAAUUGGAGAGAACUCCUGACCUCAAUACAGGCCUGCACAAACCAGUAAGGAACGGGAACUCAUCGUGCACCCACAUACCAAGCUGAUGUGAUGCACCACAUAGGAAUCUGGGGACCAAAAGCUGGGGCAGGCUCCUAAAUGAGAACCGCACGUCUCAUGGAUCUCUAGACGGCUACAGGGUCAUCUUUGGAGAAAAAAUGGGGUCUCUCUAGAGUCGUUUUUUGUGUCCAACCCUUACUAAAAAUGCAAAAGAGCGCAUUUGCUUCAAUAAAAUAAUUUUUUGUUGUUUUGAUUCGCACGUGCAUUACAUAUGUUCGUGUCACAUUUCUAUUAGAGAGGAGCCCAAUCACUAGUGGUUAAUACAAUAACCACAAAAAAAACUUUUUUUGCAGAAAAAUCUCUACCUUUCAGAAAUGACAGGACCACAGCCAACAAGAAUAAACAGAGAGGUAGCAGAUUGACAUAGUGCUUUAUUUAAGCUGUCUGUACGAAGGAAAAUAAUGUGCAUCCCUAUCAUAUACGUGUAAAAAUACUAAGGAUGUACAGUGUACAAAAACAGUUUCUUGUAGUUAUUUCACAUCCUUGUGGGUCAUAUACUUAAGUAAAUAAACAGUUUAAGUAUGACCAACAGUAAGAGUAAUACAGUUCCUUGGGUUCAUAGUCACGUCUGCUUAAAAUCCUUAACCAGAUGACUAGAUCUUGCACAGAUUUAAUGAAAGAACUAGCAAGGUCAAGAAAUGUCACAAACUCUAAAGCUACAGGGAGGUAAUUCAAUUACCAAUUUAGAGGUGUCAUUUAUGGUUGUUUAUUUGUUUAUUUAAAUAAAUACUUUACAGUUCAUGCUUGCCUGUAAUGCACUACCAGGAGCAAGAUAAGGAAAUUCUACUGUAGACAGUACAAACAGUAGCAGCAAAGUGUGUACAUUGAGGUGUAAUAGAUAGACCCUGCAGUUAGUAAGGAAGGACCUUCCUUGUGUACUCUGGGAGAAGCACAAUGGCCCCUGCAAGAAGAGUCAGCUUUAGGAAGCUAGAAAUCGGGGGUGGGAAAUGGAAAACAAUACUGGAAUCAUGUUCUUUAAGCAACAGGAAUGUGUUGGAAGAUGCAGUUAGUGGAGAACGCAAAGCUGUGUGCAAAUCUGUCUUCAGUCCAAACAGAAAGAGCCGACUUCCUCCAAGAUGGCCUCCGUGCAGGAGGGCCGGCUGAGCGACAGUCAGUGCAAGCCGGAGGCAACCCGCUGACACGUCCGAGGAGCGAUGGAAGGCGCCCGUCUCGGGCCUUCUCACCUGCCAGAAUGCUAAAACUAGAGUCACGGCAAAUACCAGAAGCUCCCCCAACCUCUUUCAGCAUCGCAAUCUGGUGUCUAUUUUCUUCCCUUCUCCCAGCUGAGUGAAGACUGUGGGUCUUCCCAACUCUAAGCCAAGCGAAUACUCUGCUUGUCCUGAAUACGUCUUCGGCGCCCUCGAGAGCAGGGUGGCAGCCCGCUUAGCCCUCUGCAACUCCACCUGAAAUAGCUUUCCAACAGUUCACCAAACUCAAGUGCAGACUGCACCGGGCUCCCCCAGAGCCACGUGGCUGAGCGGAGGGCCUGGGGCUCGGGCAGGGCCGCCAUUCGUCUGGAGGAAGUGCCCAGUGCCAAGGUCGCACAACACUACCUCGAGAGGAAAACCAAAGGAAACCAGUGGCCGUGCCUGGCCGGGGGGCGAUAGGCCGCCCGCCGUCCGUGGAGGGCAUUUCAGAGGGGCAAACGCUCCGCGUGGCCAGGAAGCCGGGCCCCAGCUCUCCCGUCCUCAGCUCGCCUGAUACGUUUUUAUGUAGGGAGGGUAAAACAACUCGGGGGAUGUGCUCACUAUUCCGACUUUCUUUUCCAAAGAUGAAAACUCAAUAGGUUACCAAGUAAGAAGAUGAAAUCCGUAAGUAUAAGCAAAAUGAUAUCCUUUACUUUAAUUGCCCACCUAGUAUUAAAUAUGAACUUUACUCAGAAAUAUGAAAAAUUAGAAUAAAGUCUAUGUCUGAAUGUGUCUUAGCUGCCUUAGUAAAAUGCCCUUUGUCCCUGUCAGCCCCAGUGUCCACUGCCAGCAGUGGCAUCGCGCUAAGCCCGCACGUUCAGCAUCCAGCAGCUAAGACAUCUGCAUAUGAAGAGUAUCUAGAAGUCAUUUGCUCUUUCAUACAACACAAUCAUAAUUCUACAUAAUGCUGCCAUUUGUCACUGUGGGAGCUGCUAAGAUAGUGACACCAGAAUACUUCAAUGAUAAUCCUAUGGAGCCAGGAUUCCUUCUCUUGUGUAGUAAGAGCAGCCUUCUGGCCUUGCAGGCCUUGCAGGCCACUGUGGAAAACGUCAGCUCCUAGCACCAGAGGGUUUAAAUCUGAAGAUCAUCAUUAAUAAAGGAGAAAGAUGAGGUUUGCAUACAUGCCCCAUUCAGUAAGAAACAUUGGGAUUUGGGGACAUGAGUAUAUACAGAAAAAGAAAACUUGGAGGUGUUCUUUUUUUCCCUGAUGACAAUUCAGUGAUUAAUGUACCAUGAUCUGCCCAGACACAGUAGUUUUCUUACCCCUUGUUUUCUACUUGGUACAUUCUAGCAGUGAUUUCUUCAAUCCAUCCUCUUCAUGGUCAGCGUGCCAAGUAAAGUGCUUUUCUGAUCAUUGUUCUGGUGUCAAAUCGCUUUAAAAGUAUUCCUUCACCUCAUUCCUAUUCUGCUGCCUGGCUUUCAUAAUACAUUAAUUCUCAAAGGAGCAAAAACAUUCGUUUGUUUUUAGUAACUGCCUGGCACUGGCCGUUGGGCUCUCCAGUUACAGCACCGAGGUUAAGUGACAGUAUCUCUUCCCCUGAAGCCAACUCUAUGCAGCGUAUACAAUUUCAGAGCCUUGUCAAAAUGUCCACAUAGGAGAAAAAAGUGCAUGAUUCUCAUCAGCUUGUACAUUCCUUUGCAUGUAGGACAAACUAAACUGCUGUAAGCCUAAUCUAUGUAAGUUGCAGCUGUAUCUGCUAAGAGGACACACGCAAUCUUUAUCACUAAAAAAUAAAUACUACUGCGAUAUAAACAAAACCAACCCCAAAGGACAUUCAAAGAUCUUAACAUUUGUGAAAAGAGAAUUCACAAAAAAACAAAGUAAAAGUAAAAAACAUGGAAGGCAAACACCUGUUUCUCUUGGUGCACAAGUUUUGGUGAAAAGCAGGAUCCCUGUGCCUGUCUACAUUCUUUAGCCAUCAGGAGGGAUGUACAUCAAGAGGGAAAAAAUGUAAAUACCAAGCGCAUGGAAGAGUGCUCUCUGGUGCAAACCACUCCAUUAGACCCUUCGAGCGACGGUGACAAUGCCGCGUCUAUGCCACCUCCGUGUCUUGGCUGUAACGCUCAGUUGUCCAUGAUUGCACAUGAAAUCUGGAAGUCCGUGUGACACCGGGCGCCUGGGGCCCCUCUACUUCUUCGGUAGUAGCCAAUAGGAAUUUAUAUAUAUAUACACACAUAUGUGUAGACAUAUAUGUGUGUGUGUGUAUAUAUGUAUGUCUACAUAUAUAUCUAUAUAUCUAUAUAUAUCUCAAUGGUAAAGUCCUUUGCUCAAAUGCUUUCCAAAUGAAUUCCAGCCAGAUGUUAAUGACAUAUGCCUGCUUCCAGUACUUAUAUGCCCUAACUCAAGCUUUGCAUAAGCACAUCACCACCCUCUCCAAAUUGCUUAUUUGGACCAGCACAAACAGAUGCAAGAAAACAUUAGGAACUAAGUCUUCUUAGUCUAAUUAAUAUUCUGAUUUACCUUCUAGAAAAUUAAGAGAUGCAUCUAGGACCAAUUUAUCUCUUUUUAACCUCUAAGGCGAGGGAAAAACAAAAGAUGACAAUUGGUGCACAAACAUACAACGGAGGACUCAUGACUUCCAAAGAUUGUAAAAUUACUUCUUAAAGUUGCUAUAAUAGUGAGACGGUAGCAGCAAUAGCAUGAGACCUUAGACUGAGAAAAUUUCAUGCAAAAACAAAAAGGCAGGUGUGUGUGUGUGUGUGUGUGUGUGUGUGUGUGUGUGCACGCGCGCACACGCGCGUGUAUGUCUGUGAGAAUGUUUGUAAGAGAAGGACGGGAAGCAAGGGCAUGAGGGCAGGGAUGAAGAGAAAAGGGUGGAAAGGGAUGAAGGAUCUCAUUCAAUUUGGGAUGACGUCUGAAAGUGCUCCUGCUAUCUUAGCGAAUAGCUAGUACUGGUGGUGAUGCCCAGGAUUCAUUUCUGAUAAUAAACCUAGGAUGACAGCGAUGCAGCAGAAUUCAAGAAGAUUAUUCUCGUCCACUUGCUGAGUAGGAAAACUGUGGAAAAUGUGGCCGUCUCUCAUUGUCCAUGCAGUCCAUACCAUCUUCAUCAUCUGUGGGGAUGAAACAGCUCUUUGAACUUCACAUAAAAUUUUCAACAAAACUCUUUAGUCUGUACUCUCCUCAAGGAUUAUGUUUUUCCAGAUUCUCACAAAUGAAGGAUCAAGCUUAAACCAACAUUUAUCACAUACACAUCAUUAAAAUUAAACUACAAUUGCAUUUAUUUGAAGGAUUAUCUUAUUUCGUGAACUAAGAGCCUCUAACCAAAUAGCAUCUUAACAUGAAGUUGUACAUCAGCAUGCAGUAAAGAAUAAAAAUGAAAUGAUACUCAUGUGGUAAGGAGAGAUACCAAGGAAACUAGCAGGAAGGAGAAAUGUUUUAACAAUAUGCAAAAUAACUAAAAAGUGAUAUUUUCAUUUAAAGUUUCAUUUCUUCAGUUAUAAUUUAUAUCAUAACUAUAAAUUAUUAUUUUUAAUUCUAUUUUUUAAAAAUGUUCAUCUCAUUAUGUCUUCCUCCCGAAUCAUAUGGUAAUUUGUGCCCCUUCCAAAAUAAAAUGUUCCUAAAUCUAA